GUUUGUUUACACAUCGGAAGGCCUCGGAUACCAGAAACGCAUAUCGCAUAAACAUGCUGGACACUGCAAUUUUUUAAAGCUUAUCCUAUUUAAUCGUUGUAACCUGUAGGUUAGAGGUCAAAGGUCAAGGUUGCAGUAUCACAGUAGGAAGACCUUGUAGGCAGAAUACAAACCGAACUGGAAGCUCCAAGAUAUUGCAAAUAUGGCACGACAGCUAAACACUUCACUUUCCGACCUUCUCUUAUGUAUUGCGGCUUCAUAUGUUGCCUAUGAGUGGUACAAAGUAAACAGACUGAAGGCAUCAGCAGGGAUAUCAAUACAAGCUACUGCUGCUUUUUUUGGAAUCUUUCGAUUUGCCAUGACAAAUCCAGAAGGUGGAAUAAUCUACAGGUGUCACAAAUUCCUGUCCUGGUUAGCUGCUGGUGCUGGUGUACCACUGAUUGCCAUGGACUUUUGUGCUAGAUAUGGAUCAUCAAUGUUAGCAAACAAAAUAGCCAUUUUCUUGCUGGCAGUGGUUGUUAUGGCAGCAUUUCUUCCUCAAAAAACCAAGGAAGUGGCUACUCAGGCAGCAAGCGGAUUUUCAAUGCUGGUGAUCUUAAUCUUAAGCUUUAUUAACCAGAACUACUUUGGACUUGCCGCCGGAAUUACCUAUGUCACUGCUGGACUUGCCUUUGGUUCUGAUGGAUCCAUUUUGGGAUUUCCAAAUGUUGAUUGGCUUCACUAUGCCCUGAUUGUGGGCAAUUUUCUUUUCCUUAGGUCUAUCUAGUGGUUUUACUUUUAGUUAUAAUAAAAUGUUGUGUGUUCUUGGAAUAUUACUAUUUUUAUAAUGAAUGAAGUCCGUCAUACCAGGAUGCAUAUAGCAGCAUUAUAAGAACAGAGUGAUAUAUAAUAAGUAUGCUUUAUUUAAGAGUGCCAUCAAUGUCAUGCAGCAAGAAUAUUAGAUGGGACAGUGCAAUAUUAGCCGUUAAGGAUGAGUGUAGAUUGAAAAAAAUUGUAUUUGAUUAAUGAUAUCAGAUUAACCCAUUUGAAUAUUACAAUAAAUACAUUCCAACUAUUUUUAUUCAUCAUGAUCUGUAAAAUGUAUACAUUAAUUUUUUUGCAUGCUCAGUUUGGUACUUUGAUGUUGUGAAAUGAGUUAUUUAUUAAAUUUUCAUUCAUGUGA
Molecule: messenger RNA, 1162 nt
Organism: Ostrea edulis (European flat oyster)
Lineage: Eukaryota; Metazoa; Mollusca; Bivalvia; Ostreida; Ostreidae
Exons: 3
Coding region: 203-766 (187 amino acids)
Source: RefSeq, a predicted model, not a curated record